This is a messenger RNA of Colletotrichum acutatum, 1089 nucleotides long. RefSeq lists its product as uncharacterized. The record is from RefSeq and is a predicted model, not a curated record. The coding region runs from base 198 to 986 and encodes 262 amino acids. NCBI's taxonomy places the organism in Eukaryota, Fungi, Ascomycota, Sordariomycetes, Glomerellales, Glomerellaceae. The transcript is spliced from 2 exons.
CAGACAGACAGGAAGAGUCGCAGCUGCAUUCGCAUUUGGUUCACGCACUUGCAUUUGCUUUUCAAUUACCUUAGGUUACAUUCGAAAGGUGGUUCUCUUUCACAGCCGCCUCCCUUCUUUCCUUGCCCUGCACAGGUAAGUGGUGACUGACUGGCACCUUCCUCCAUACAAUUUACUGCGAAUGUAGCAAUGUACACAUGUUCUCCACUUAUUCCUUUCUGCCCCCUUCCCUCCACGUCGCCGGUAUCCUCAUGCGUGACGACACCAUCGUGGCUGGCCUCUCUGUUCCGUCAUCUGCACGUCCCAGUUCGGCAUUCGUCUCCUUGCAAAAGUUGACUCGCCCACAAUCAUCGACAUCGGGGACGGGGGUGGGCAGCUCAAUCAAGCACAAGUUACAGGGCUGGAAAGAAAUUGUCCGGUCUUGCCGUGCCAGCGUUCCAGCGUCUUUGCGCCCGCAAACGAUCAUCAACUCCCACAUCCUCGUCUUAACAUCGCGGACUACAUACCUCUUACCGCAACCAGAUCUCACCUGGACCCGCCUCACCUUCUGCCAUUCAUCCACACUUUGCCGUCCAGUCUCCCCUGUUCGCAACCACGCGCCUCCGCCGCUUCUGAAACAGCCUGACGCACCCCAGGGGCUUCCACCUCGACCCUCGAUCCUCGACCCUCGAGCCCCCCUUUUGCCCUUUUGCGCACUUCUCGCACCACUCACGCAUCGCGCCAGUCUGUUGACUCUUGACUAUCCACUGCACCACCGGGGCCCGGCUUUCACCGCAUCGUGGUCCACACAAGGGUUGACCCCUGGCUUCGACCCCACUGCUUCGAGAAAUUCCAUCGAAGGGCCUCCAUCCUUUCGAUCCAACUCCCGGUCAUCUCUGCUUCGCCUCCCACCGUCCGCCCGUCCUCUCCUCUCCAGACUCUCCCACCACCAAUUGCGCUACCCAUCCUGUCCUUGUCCGAACAAGUCACUUUGCUUGCCCGAAUAGACGCCCUGACAGAACAACCGGGCACACCCUUCCAAGCUCAACGUCGCACGAUUGCCAACUCUUCACUAACCUGCUUGUUUACUCCUUCUUAACAACACCCCGG